Messenger RNA from Lachancea nothofagi CBS 11611, 522 nucleotides. The record is from the annotation of a GenBank genome assembly. NCBI's taxonomy places the organism in Eukaryota, Fungi, Ascomycota, Saccharomycetes, Saccharomycetales, Saccharomycetaceae.
AUGCUAAACCGGACUCAGAGUUUUCAGAAUUGUAAGGAAACAGAUGUUCCUGGCUACAAUGACUGUCCGCUUUUUUUGUAUCCACCAAAGCGGACCACAGGCGAGAAGAAUGCAGUUCCCAGUAGUCAGAUAGACACAUAUGGUGGUACGAAAGCAGCCACUGCACCACCACCACCUAUGAAGUGGCGAUCUUCAAGUCAGAAUUCUAGCAUAAGCGUGUCGUCCACGGGUCCACAAGUAACUUGUAAAGAGAAGUCCGACAUCCUGCUGGAAAUUGACGCCGUACUUGCAAGAGAUAGUAAACUGUCGCCCACGGAGUUUCAGUAUUAUAAAAGCAAAAUCGUGGCAAAUAUCGAUAAGAGUUUGGAUCAUGAGCAUGGACGCCAGACAAUGAGUGAAAUACUUGCGUCACUGGAGGAGAAAGAAAAAGUUUAUAAGUUACUCACAGAGUGGAUGAUGUCUGACACUGCUACUGGUAAAUGGUGCCCAUCAUUCCGCAAAAUUAUCAGCAACUUGACAUAA